AUGGUUCAGUGGCCUAUACCUGAUUCUGUCAAGGCUUUGAGAGGGUUUUUAGGGCUGACUGGAUACUAUAGGAAAUUCAUUAAGGGGUAUAGGGCCAUUGCCAAACCUUUGACUGAUCUCCUAAAAAAAGAUUCCUUCCAUUGGAAUGAUAAGGCCUUGGAAGCUUUUACAAAGCUAAAGGAGGCUGUGACUCAGCCCCCUGUGCUAGCUCUCCCAGAUUUUUCUAGGCCAUUCAUCAUUGAGUGUGACGCUUUAGGGAAGGGUUUGGGAGCUGUGUUAAUGCAGGAUCAGAGACCAAUAGCUUUCCACAGUCAAGCCUUGAAAAAUAAAUACCUUCAUUUAUCUACUUAUGAAACCGAGUUAAUGGCUCUAGCUUCUGCAGUUAAAAAAUGGAGGUCUUACUUGUUGGGUAGGCCUUUUGUGGUGAAGACUGAUCAUCAAAGCCUUAAGUUCUUGUUGGAACAGAGGAUUGCUACACCAUCUCAACAGAAGUGGCUUGCCAAACUCUUGGGAUAUGCCUUUGUGGUGGAAUAUAAAAAAGGGUGUGAUAAUAGGGUGGCAGAUGCCUUAUCACGAACUUUUGGAUCUGCUCCUGAUCUGUCUACUUCUCUUUCUGCUUCUAUUUCUGAUUCCAAAGCAAGUUGCCUAAUGCUUUUGACAGUCCCUGAUCCUACUUGGUUGAAGGUGUUGCAAGAUAGUUAUUCUUUGGAUGAAUCUGUCCAACAGCUUAUUGCUGCUGUCCAGGCAGGGACUCCACCUAAGGAUGGGCAGACGGAGAUAGUGAACAAAUGCUUGGAACAAUACUUGAGGGCUUUUACCAGUGAUAGACCUCAUCAGUGGGCUUCUUGGUUACCCUUGGCAGAAUUCUGGUUUAACUCAUCCUUCCACACCAGUUUGAAGCUAACUCCUUUUGAGGCUUUGUAUGGUUUUCCUCCCCCUAAGCUUCACAGUUAUGUUCCUAGCACGACUAGAGUGUCUGCUCUAGAUUCCUUGCUAAGUCAAAGGCAGGAUGUUCUGCACAUCUUAAGAGAUCAUUUGGCUGUUGCUCAAGGCAGGAUGAAGACACAAGCAGAUAAACAUAGGCAAGAGAGGUCCUUUGCAGUAGGGGAUUGGGUUUUCCUCAGGUUGCAACCCUACAGCCAGCAGUCAUUGGCUUACAAAGGAAAGUGGAAGUUGUCUCCAAGAUACUUUGGACCAUUUAAGGUGCUGAAGAGAAUUGGGACUGUGUCUUACAAGUUGGAACUGCCCCCAGAAUCAAAGCUCCACCCUGUGUUCCAUGUGUCGUGUUUGAAGUUGAAAUUGGGCCAACAUGUCACACCCUUACCUACCUUGCCUCUAGCAGAUGAUUCAGGGCAAGUGUAUACGGAACCUGUUGCAAUUCUGUAG
Quercus robur (English oak) is the source of this 1386-nucleotide messenger RNA. RefSeq lists its product as uncharacterized. Gene Ontology annotation, molecular function: nucleic acid binding. The record is from RefSeq and is a predicted model, not a curated record. Bases 1 to 1386 code for a protein of 461 amino acids. NCBI's taxonomy places the organism in Eukaryota, Viridiplantae, Streptophyta, Magnoliopsida, Fagales, Fagaceae. The transcript is spliced from 2 exons.